CCGCGGAGUAUUCUAGCUUAGCGACGACUUGGUUCAGGCAAACUACCAGUUCUUGUGCUGCUCAGCAUAUCGUUCAGAAAGGACUUACGUGGGUGAAUGUAGGAACCUGCUAUCGUAAGCUAGUUCAACUCAUUGCUGGGAGCACUGUUCCGUGACCGGCGAUUAAAACGGCAAACCACAUAAUCUGAAUGCAAUACACAUGGGCGUGCAAAGCUGGAGCGGUGUCGUGACAGAAGGAAUUGAGACAAUCUUGGGGUCUUACCAAUCCUUGUGCUCUUUUACUUGCUCUGGAGCUAUAAUAUACCAUUACGAGGAGACGCACAGUUGGUUAUACUAGCUGGCAGUGAUACAACAGCUACCAUCCUCACGGCCGCGAUGUACCAACUGGUACAGCAUCCAGAGCAGGUGCAGCGACUUCGUGAUGAAGUUUCCCUGUACGUAACAGAUCCGUCGCAUGAGUUCUUACAUGAAAAUAUAGCCAACUUACCACAUCUCAACGCAAUCAUCAACGAGACUUUGCGGCUCCACCCGCCAGCCGCGGCUUCGUUGCAAAGGAAGACUCCACCAGAAGGAAUCACCAUCGAGGGGGUCUACAUCCCGGGUAACAUGACGGUUAUGUGCCCGCAGUAUGUGCUAGGCCGUGAUGAAGAGGUCUAUGAGCGUCCUAAGGAGUUCUUUCCCGAGCGCUGGUAUCUACACCCAGAGAUGGUGAAGCAGAGAGCCGCUUUUGCCCCGUUUUCGCUAGGCCCGUAUGGGUGCAUUGGCAAACCCCUGGCUUUGCUGACUCUCCGCAACACUUUGGUACGGCUGGUCACGAUGUUCGAUUUCGAGUUCGCACCGGGAGAGGAUGGGACGGCCUUUGAGGGCAAGGCGAAAGAUCGGUUUACAAUGGGUUAUGGAGAUUUGCAGAGACUCUUCCGGAAGAGAAGCGACAUAGGAUCCUAA
Molecule: messenger RNA, 945 nt
Organism: Aspergillus neoniger CBS 115656
Lineage: Eukaryota; Fungi; Ascomycota; Eurotiomycetes; Eurotiales; Aspergillaceae
Product: cytochrome P450
Exons: 5
Coding region: 376-945 (189 amino acids)
Molecular function (GO): heme binding; monooxygenase activity; oxidoreductase activity, acting on paired donors, with incorporation or reduction of molecular oxygen
Source: RefSeq, a predicted model, not a curated record